CUAUUGGUAUGGAAUAGUCUCCAUAUAGUCCCCCUCUUCAAUGGUCGAUCGUGUCCUUACAUACCUAGUAUACCAAAUUCAAGCGCUGUAAUUUUGCCAAAAAAAAAAAAAUGAUAACCGUGGGAUCGCGCUUUUCCUACUCCAGCGUCGUCGACGUUACUUUGUGCCUCGAUGGUGAUAGUUUGGUUACCUAGCGUCACUAGCUCCGACACGACAUUAGACGAUUGGGAGAGGAAGAUGGAAGAGUACAAGGCGUCCUCGGAGCUGAAAAGCUGAAAGGACCAAUAUUCUUGGCAACAAGCUGAAGGUCUCUCACAAUCUCAAUCAAUAUAACUUUUACAUUCAUCCAGCUCGUUAGUCGGACCAAUGUAAGAUUUAUCAACUUCAAGUGCGUGGUCAUAACAGAAGAAAACCCCAGAAACCAUGGGGCGCGCCUUGCUAUCCUUCUCAGUUCGGCUCGGGCUGCUUCUCACAGCUUCGGCCUCCAGGCUCCUUUUCCAGCCCCUCCCUACGCAGGCUAGAGAUGGCGCAUUUGCGACAUUACAGCCUAUGCCUACCACGGCCCCGGAAUAUUACGCGUCAAUCGAGCUGUUGAGGCGCGACGAAUACCACAUGGGCCAUGAUACAUGCGGGUUUGGUGCUCUCGACCCUGGUAUUACUUAUAAAUGUUACUCAGAUAUCGGAACAUGCGAAAAUAUUAGCGGCUACAGGGGAUGUUGUACGGGAGAGCUGAAGGCAUGUUCGUCGAGUUUUUGGACCCAAUGUGACGAUUAUGAUCCGAUGAGUUACUGCGGCAUGAGUUCAAAGACGCGUUGCUGUCAGUCGGGACUACCAUACUGCAUCACCUGGUUAUUCUCUACGAGUGGUUCAACCGUUUCAGCAUGGGACUGUGAUUCGCAAAGCAAAACUCGAGAAUUUGAGCUACUAGCUACCCCCUUAAGCCUAAUUGAUAGCGCGACAUCGUCGACUACGAACGAUUUAACGACCACGUCUUCAACGCACGAGCCUGAUAAUUCACAUUCCGUAGCAACAAGCAGUUCGACCGUUUCAUCCUCAACAUCGAUAGACACCACCACCGUGCCCUUGAGUAAUAGCUCCGGGACUCCCAUCGGAGCUAUUGUCGGCGGGGUUGUGGGCGGCGUUGCUGUUAUCUGCUUGACUAUCCUAGGCAUCUUCUUCAUCAAGAAGUACCAGAAGGGCACUCAUACAACCGCAUCAGCGCCACCAAUUCUUUCUGGACCUCAGGAACUUCUUGGCUCCGGAAUGUCUUCUCCCUAUCCGACUCCUUCCCAUGGGAACUACGCUCCCAUCUUACAACACGACGCUUCGGGACAGCUUAAGUAUCAAGCUCCGGUAGCGCAAGCAACACAAGUCGCCGAGGCACCGUAUACCCCCGCCACUGGGACAGGGUACAAUCGAGCCGAGUUAGGAUAAUGGUGCGAGGACUAUGAUUUAUGAGACUCAUAUUUCCCAGGUACAUAGAUGGGACACUGUACAGAAAUAUACCAAUUAUGAUAAUAUACGGUUAGCAGGAACCGGCAUGAGGUAGAAAGGGUAUAAGUUUGCUUUUUGGAGACUAUUCAGCGGAACUUAUUAUUAUGAUAUAAAACACUGAGUGCACAUUUUAUAUCAUCUUCCCCGUAUAUUCACUAGAUAUAGUGGUAGUUUAGACACUUGUCCCAUUCACAGCCAUUUUAUAUGUAAAUAUUAGGGGGCUUAAUAUUGGCAUCCGGCAUGAAUGGAGCGUGGGAACUUAGGUAGUUAUCAUUUAUUUGGGUUCC
This is a messenger RNA of Daldinia vernicosa, 1781 nucleotides long. RefSeq lists its product as uncharacterized. NCBI's taxonomy places the organism in Eukaryota, Fungi, Ascomycota, Sordariomycetes, Xylariales, Hypoxylaceae. The coding region runs from base 424 to 1434 and encodes 336 amino acids. The record is from RefSeq and is a predicted model, not a curated record. The transcript has 5 exons.